This is a messenger RNA of Polistes dominula (European paper wasp), 1373 nucleotides long. Its product is annotated as F-box only protein 7. Gene Ontology annotation, biological process: positive regulation of autophagy of mitochondrion. Gene Ontology annotation, molecular function: protein kinase binding. Lineage: Eukaryota; Metazoa; Arthropoda; Insecta; Hymenoptera; Vespidae. The record is from RefSeq and is a predicted model, not a curated record.
GAACAUAUGAUUUACAUAUUUAUGUUUACAUUUUUAAGUUGAGCAGAUGUCGCUGUAGUAGUUAUGAAUGUUUCGCUUGUUUAGUAGUGAUGACAUUGCUACAAACUAUUAUUGCAGUCAGUGUGUCGUGAUCAAAUUUUGAGGUUAAGAUACAUUCGUUCGUAAUUAAAAAAGUAACAAAAAUAUAUAUUUCGAUUAUAUUUAGUACGAAUUAAAUAUGUCUAUCGUAUCGUCGCCAUUAUUGGAGGAUUAUUUAAAAAGUUUGGAUGAAACAACGACACAACAUGAAUAUUUUCUCGCAUUGUUUGUCGUACUUUCUUCGGAAUGUGGUUUUAACGUACUAGAAGAAACAUCUACCGGAAACAACAAACAACUACAAUUUACACCACCAAGCCAAUGGAAAAUUAUGGAAGAUACAUAUGAGAUCAAACUGUUUUUGAAAAAUUUACCUAAUGUGAUAUGCAAAUUAUUAGCUAUAAUAUCGGGAGAUAGAUUAAUACUGAAUUUCUUUUCAACUGUAAACGAAAAGAAUAUAUAUAGUGCUGCCGUAAGGAUUUCCAAAUACAUGAAUCCUUUUGCAGGCUACGUUGGUGAUCGUUUUAUGAACCUUAAGGAAAUAUCUGAUAGGUUCAAAAAUGAAUUAAUUAUAAGAGUACGAUCAGACAUUUUAACAGAAGCUGGUAUUACCAAUCCUAGUCUUCAAGGUUUACCCAUAGAAUUGUUAUUAAAGAUUCUGCAAAUGUUAGAUGUUCAUUCAUUGACAAAACUUUCCCAGUGUUCCCAUAAAUUUAACAUGUUGUGUAAAGAAAAAUGGUUAUGGCAAAGAUUGUACGAAAAUGAUUUUGGAAAGGAAAAAAAAAAUAUACCUGAAACUUGGUUUAUGUUUUAUCGUAGAAAAUAUAUACAAUCCAAAACGAGUGCUGCCAACAUCAGAAAUUUACCUUAUUAUGAUUUAUCUUCAAUUUUAUUUAGAUGAUAUAAAGUGCCCAGUAUAGAAUAAUUUUGGGACAAUGUGUGAAAUCAAAUAUCUCUCCAUUUAUUAGAGUUGCUUCCAUGAACGGUUUAUAUAUAUAUAUCUAUAUAUAUAACAUUAGGAAAAUAUAAUAUGGUAACAGCAUAAAUAAAAUCACACGCAAUAAUGCAAUUUCAAAAAUAAGAUUGGCCAUUCAUCAGAUUCUGAAGAAUCUGUGUUUUUGAAUGUCAUAGUGCAUCGUAAUAACAUAUGGACCGUGGAAUCAAACGUAUUCAAGUAAAUCUCAUACAAAUGGAAGGAUAACUGUACAUAUACUAUACUUAUUGUAUAAUGUAAACAAUAUAUUAUAAAGAUUUUCUUAUUUACAAUGAAUAAAUGAUAAUAAUAAUAUUAAUAAAAA